AUGAUGCAAGUGUACAAGGUGCUGGAAGUGGUCGGCGAGGGGUCGUUUGGGCGCGUGUUCAAGGCCAGGAAUCGUGAGACGCACACCAACGUUGCCCUCAAGCUGAUCCGGAAGGCAAGUGGUUUCCAUUUCCUCUCCGACCAAUGUAGUGCCUCAACGUCUCUCUUCCCUCACGGGGCCAGGCGGGUCGGAGCGAGAAAGAGCUGGAGAGUCUGCGAAGCGAGUGCUGCAUCCUGCAAGGUCUGCGGCACCCCAACAUCAUCUCUGUCACAGCCUGUUUUGAGACGAAUUCGGAGGCAAGUAGUUGUCGUGAUGGAGUUGGCGGCAGGGGAGCUGUUUGCCACGAUCGGCACCGGCAGCCAGUUGUCGCGGGAGAACAUGCUGCAGGUGACUUGCGACCUGUUGUCAGCGCUGUAUUACCUCCACUCGCAGCGCAUCUUGCACAGGGACAUCAAGCCGCAGAACAUCCUGCUUGGGUCAGAUGGACGCGUGAAGCUGUGUGACUUUGGCUUCGCGCGUGUCAUGAACAGGGACACGUAUCUGCUCACGUCCAUCAAGGGCACUCCGUUAUAUAUGGCCCCCGAGAUUAUCGAGGAGAAGCCGUACGACCACGCCGCCGAUCUGUGGUCUCUGGGCUGCAUACUGUACGAAUUGGUGACGGGCAGUCCUCUCUUCAACACUACAAGCAUAGUAGACCUCGUGAAAAAGGUGCGGACGGAGCCCGUGCGGUUCCCGGCAUCGGACGCACUGUAUCCCGAAUGCGAGUCCUUCCUCAAUGGAUUGCUGCAAAAGGACCCACGGAAGCGACUCACGUGGCCCGCCAUCCUAGAGCACGACUUCAUCCGCGACAAGCUGGACCUGCACGUGCCGGAAGGCUCGGCCGGACGCCUGGCCCCUCCACUCACUGAUGCCUUGUCGGUGUCGCAGGAGCGCCGGCGGGAGGAGCAGCGCCAAGACCUGGAAGCGAAAGCGGCGAGAGUCGGCGGAACUGAAGGCCAAUUGUUGCUGGUCCGCACUGUGCACCAUCUGGAGGUGGAGAAGCAGCGAAAGAUGAAUGAAGCCUUGUUGGUGAUGGAGGCGGCCCGUCGGCACCGUGUAUGUCCCGCGCGGCAGUCUGAGCCCGACCACCGUCAGCGACCCGAAGAGGCGCGGGUGGAGCAGGGCCACGUGGAGGCUGACGAUGUGGAGGAUGUAGCAAUCAGGACGAGAGCGAGACGCCGGGAGAGUCUCAUCACCGACAUCGUGCCAUUUGAAGACGCCAUCAGACAGUUUGCAGGUCUCGUUGAAGGAAAGGAAGCGGAAGAUGAAAGGGGGGAAACUGGUGUUGACGACGCGGCUGCACAAAGAAGAGGAGUAGAAAGCCACAACGACGACGGGGAAGACGACGACGACGAUGAGGAAGGAACAGUGUGCGGUGGGGAUGAUGGGCGGCUUGCCGUGUCGCCGAGUCGAAGCACAAGACAACGACUGCCGUUUCCGUUUGACGAGACACCUGCUGCGGUGCAGAGGGCCGAGUGGGAGCGAUUUGUCCGCGGCGCUGUUGCAGAGCUCGCCGCCGAACCGCUGCGAUGGCGGGUGGAUGUGGCGACCGUUACGUCGCUGCUCGUGCCGCUGAGAUCGGCAAGAGUCGACUCGGUCGUCAUCCUGGGCAUUGCCAGGGUACUCUGUGCCAUCCUGCACCGUCGUUUGUCAACGUUUGAGGAAAACAAUGUCAAUGUGACGAAGAAACUGUUGGAAGCGGGAACAGUGGGGAAUUUGUUGUCGGGCAUCUCGAGGAUUUGUCGCGCUGCUGGCGGCGCUCCGAGCAGUGAGGACGUAGCGGCCGUCGUGGUCCUGUUCGAGCUCUUGUCCACUUUACUGUUUGCGGAUGACGAGGAAGUCGAGCUUCACACGGAAAGUUCGUCAACGCUGUCCAGUGUCAGUCAGUUGCUGCUCGUUUGGCGUCAUUUGUGCGGGUCGGCCCUGGAUGUGUUCGAUUGCUGGGGCCAGUGCUGCAAGUGGGAUUCGUUCCCAGAGCGCGGACUGUCCUCGAUGCUGUCCAUCCUGGGCCAGCUCUGGAUGAUGGGUACGUGCGACGACCCUCAUUACCAACUCCAACUUCGACUAGACAUUUCCCGCGUCUUUGACUCCACAAAAGAAAACCUGUUUGCCAUGGUGAACAGCUUGGUGGCGAACGAGGCUGAAAUAGAAGCUGCCUCACUGAGACGGGACAAGGGUAGCGGAGAGGCUUUGAUCCACGCCGUCUGUUUGCUCAUGAUGAUGCUACGAGAUGGCGACGAGGGCAUUUACGACAACCCGGAAAUUGAGGAAAAAUUGCGCACUCUUGCUGUCCUUCGUGGCACGGAUGCGGCAUCUGGCAUGCUUCGUCGGACCGGCCAGUGCGGCAACCAGAUCGGCUCCAAGUUUUGGGAAAUCAUCAGCGAUGAGCACGGAAUCGACCCCACCGGCAAUUACCAGGGCGAUUCUGACCUGCAACUCGAGCGCAUCUCUGUCUAUUACAAUGAAGCUGGCGGAGGCAAGCGCAUCUGCGAAAUCGGAAGCGGGGGGAGGGACAGACAGACAGAGAGCGAGCUAGCUAGCUGUAGCGAUAGGGACAAGAGAGGAGCCGAAAUGGGCAUUCUCUCGAGGUGCGCUUGGGGAAUGAUGCUGCGCGUGAAUCGGCAACCUACGCUUGGUAGUCAGCAGCAGGUGUCGAGAAUCGACAGUUGGAGUGUCCGAGGUUUCAGGAAGCUGCGGUUGGAGAGCGGUGGGAAUGGCAGGAAGCAGUCGUCCCUGUCACCGCUCGACAUGGUGGAGCCGGGUGGACCCGUGUCGCCGGACACGGUGUGGAGAGCGACGGUGUUCGCAGGUUCCAUGUGCGUCUCUUGCUUUGUCGGCUCGGUCAUCUGGCAGUACGAGGCCAGCAGGAGGAAAAGAGCAAUGACAGCAAGCAGAGAACAAGGUCGUUAUGAGUUGCAACGUCCCAAGGCGGGCGAGUUGCGACGGCGUAUGAACGCGCUGUGGAGCCGGCUGAGUCCCGGCGAGAAGGCCUUCGUGCCGAUCUGCGUGGCCAACGUGCUGGUUUGGUGCGCGUGGCGGGUGCCGUCCCUGAGGCCCGUCAUGCUCCGCUACUUCACUGCGAGUCCCUCUUCGCCGUCCGUGGUGCCCAUGCUCUUGUCUGCCUUCAGCCACUACUCCUUCCUGCACCUCUUUGUCAACAUGUACGUGUUGCGGAGUUUUUCCAACUCGGCCGUGAGUUCGAUGGGACGUGAGCAGUUCUACGGCUUCUACCUUAGUGCCGGGGUUGUGUCGUCGUGGACGUCACACAUGUAUAAGAUUUUCACGGGCAUCGCCGGCAUGUCGCUGGGCGCUUCUGGUGCAAUCAUGGGAGUGGUUGGUUAUGUGUGCACCAUGCACCCGGACGUGCGGCUAGCCAUCAUUUUCCUGCCACAGUGGACUUUUUCAGCAGACCAGGCCAUUAAGGCCGUGUUGAUGUUUGACACGUGCGGAGCCGUCAUGAAGUGGACCGUGUUUGACCAUGCGGCGCAUUUGGGCGGAACCAUGUUUGGCAUAAUGUACGCCUAUUUCGGGCCGCAAUUGGCCAGCAGACGAGAACGUCUCAUGAGCUCGUGGCACUCGUUCCGCACUGGCUUCGAUGGAAGGGCCUCACGACUGCCUCGUCUGGCCACCCGCGCAAGAGGAGACGGCGUGUUCCUCCUGGUGGUGUUUUUCUUUGUUCCCGGCUGGAUGAAGGGAGUGCGCCGAUGGAUGGAUGGCUGGCUGCCUUCCUUCCUUAUCAGCUGUUCGUGCCUGCCUCUAUCUGUCCGUGCCAAUAUGGACGACAGCUGUGUUCAAGUGAGUGACUCUGGGGUGGAGAAGGGAAGAGUCGUCGUUAACGCGCAUGCGGUUGAUGUGCAAAUCCUCCGGCGCUCGGGUCGAGUUGGGGUGGAUGCUCUGCGGUCCGACGUGUUGAAUCGAGAGCAGAGGCACGUCAGGUAUGUUAUUCGCCCACCGCUCUACCUUAUGGCUGAACAAGAACAGAUAAGGGUGAGGAAAAACCUGAAAGGUUUGCAAGAUCACCCGUCUGCUCGAGCUUCAGCACCGUCAACCGAAACUCCAGGACCGUCAACAAGCAGGAGGAGGGGCUCGAGUGGCGAAACACUCGGAUUAUCGCGGAAACGAGCGUUGUCAGUCAAGAGUCGCGGACGUCCAAGAAAAACGAGUGGUAGUGGCAGCAAAAGAGGGGUCAAGCGAAGUGGACCAAACUGUGCGGACGGAGACGAAGGAGAGCAAGGCAGCGAAGAAGAGGAAGUGCAGCAAGAGGGGAGGGAACAGAAUACGUGUGAACAGCUGCCAAGGACAGCGUGUGGCUACCGACGACGUGGGAAGAAGAAGCAGCGGAUAACCGAACACAGAAACACCGACGACCUCGGCUGUGAAACUGCAGAGGAUCUAGAACGAGUGGUGGUGGAGGAGGAGGAGGAGGAUUGUCGAUAUCCGCUGAGAGGGCGGUUGGCCACCCGGGCGCGGAAGGUAGAGGCGGCAACGGCGGUGGUGGUGGGGGGGAACAGUAGUUUCAGUGAGGAAGCAGCGAUCAGGCCGUUACGCAAGCGCUCCCGGCGUUCCGACAGCUGCAGCGGCGGCGGUGUCAAAAGCAAGCAGAAACCCAAAACUUCGCCCGGUAAACGGUCCAGGAGGAGGGCCCCUUCCUCCUCCUCCGUCACCACGGGUACUUGUGCAAGUUCCAGCCGGGGUCGGUCGUCCCGUGGUAGUGCGGGCGUUGCCGUAGCCACCACUAGUAGCGGCGGAGCUGCUGGUGCGGCGACCGGUUCUUCGGGGGACAGCCGAGGACACUCUGCUCAGCAGCAGCAGCAACUGCUUCAAGUUCAACCGGGAGCAGGUGUACUCGUUGCGUCUGCGUCUGACGUGGCCGGGCCUUCGACGAGCGGCGUCCUGAUGGCGGGCGCGGCUGCGUCGAGCUCGGGGCUCGGUAGUCUGUUUUCCGCUGCCGCAGCAGCUGCUGCUGCGGCCGGCAAUGGAGGAGGUGGUAAUGCGACCAGUAGUAGUAGUGGUGGCGGCGGCGGCAGCAGCAGCAGUAAUGGAAAUAACGAAGAGUCGGACAUGGGACGCUUGCAGGCACUACUUGAGUCACGUGGAGUGCCGGCUCAUCUCUUUGGGUCGCUGGCGCCACGAGUGCAGAACCUGAUUCAGCGCAGCAUCGGCUCAUCGUCGACCGGGUCCAAGGCUCACCAACUGUUGUCGUCGCUGCAGGGCACGACGGACCAGAGCAUCCAGCUGCAGGUGCUGAUUGAGCUCUGCCAGCUGCUCGUCAUGGGCAAUGAGGAGACGCUGAGUGGGUUCCCGGUCAAGCAAGCUGUGCCGACACUCACGACCCUACUGAAUAUUGAGCACAACUUCGAGAUUAUGCACUAUGCGUGUCGCGCCCUCACCUACAUGAUGGAGGCCCUCCCGAGGUCCAGCUCGUAUGUGGUCGAGGCCAUUCCGUCGUUUCUCGAGAAAGUGCAGGUUAUUCAGUGCAUGGACGUGGCGGAGCAGAGCCUCUCCGCAUUGGACACGCUGUCACGGAAACACGCCAAGGCCAUAUUGAAUGCGAAGGGCGUCUCUGCUUGUCUCAUGCAUCUCGACUUCUUCUCCAUCAAUGCUCAGCGACGCGCAUUGAACAUCGCAGCCAACUGCUGCCAGGUUUUGCAGGCCGGCGACUUCGGACUCGUGGCCGACUCACUUGGCCUGUUGGAGACCCGACUAGCUCAUCAGGACCGGCGCAGCGUGGAAAGCGUGUGUUUGGGCCUGAGUCGCCUCGUGGACAAUUGCCAAGCGGAUGCGGGGAUCUUGCGUCGUCUGGCGUCCCGAGCGCUGCUCAAGAACCUGCAGCAGCUCCUCGUCGUGUCGCCGCCAGUCGUGUCGAGCGGAACUUUCAUCACCGUCAUCCGUCUCUUGGCAGUCAUAUGCGGCGCCUGCUCUCCGGUCGCUGUCGACUUACUGCAGGAGAACAUCGUGGACACGCUGUCGUACUUGCUCACGGGCAGCGGGAGUCAGAAGAGUAGCAACGAAGAGAUUGAGCUGUUGUCGAGAAGCCCGCAGGAGCUGUUUGAGAUCGUGUCGUUGAUUGCGGAAUUGAUGCCUACGCUGCCGACGACGGAGCCACUGUUUCACGUGGACCCGCUGAUGGUGAAACCCGUUGCAACCAUGACGAGGAUGGCUGCGACGUCGCAUGGUGGGGUAGGAGCAGUAGCAGCAGCGGCGGCGAAUAGUAGUGUUCCGCUGGGGACGGCGGCGACGUCGACGUCUGCAACAGCUUUGACGACGAAUCGGUUAUGCAUCCCACCCCCAACCCUUCCUCCUGGCAUUAUCAUGACCGCAUCAAACGUGGCGGCGACUAACUCGAUUCCCACCGCAGCAACAACAACAACAACCAUGGCGGCGAUGACGAUGGAAGAUUCUGCGUCAAGUUCGGAUCUUCCCCGCCGCACUUCCUCAUGUUCAGCGUCGUCUUCAUCGUCGUCGUCUCGGUCACCCGCUGCUGUCACUUGGCAGUGGCGGGACGACGGCGGUUUUUGGCGCGACUACUCUGCCGUCGACUCGAGCACCCUGGAGGACGCGUACCUUCAGGGCGAGGACGAGAUCAGUCUCAACACGCUGGGCACGACUUUCACAGUGGACUUGCAAGCCAUGCAGCUGAUGAACGAGGAUACAGGCUCGACGAGGAGCAUUUUGCGGAGACGGCGACGACGACGCCGAGGAGGAGGAGGCGGCAGGGGCCGAACGGAUCCGGAGGAGCCACUCUUUCAAAGGCAUGUAGCCGGCGGAGAGGAGGAGGAUGAGGAAGGAAAUGGAAGUGGCAGCGGCGGCGAAUUGGAGUCGGCCGAGGAUGCUCGAGCCAAACUCUUGGUGGAGGACAAGGAGCUUGCCACUCGAUUUGUCAAGGCCCUGUUUGGAGUUGUGUAUCAAGUUUACUCAUCUUCGGCCGGGCCAGCGGUGCGGCAAAAGUGCCUGCGGGCCUUGCUCCGAAUGGUGUACUUCGCGAGUCCAGAUUUGCUGCAGGACGUGCUGAAACCGCAGGAGGUUUCGAGCCAGCUGGCUGGCAUGCUUUCAUCCACGGACCUCAAGGUGGUCGUGGGCGCUCUUCAGCUCGCGUCCAUCUUCCUCAACAAGUUGCCCCGGGUGUUCGGCGUUCAUUUCCGGCGCGAAGGCGUGCUGCACCGCGUUCACGCGUUGGCCGAGGGCCAAGGACUGAGUCUCGGCACCACUAUUACUACUGCUAUGAGCUGCGUCAACGGUGGUGGUGGUCUGCGGGAGCCGCCUGCCUCUACGUCGACGUCUCUGUUACUUCCGCCUUUCCCACCGCCGAUCUCAAUGGCGAAUGUUGUGGGCACACCGGCAGUACCUGCCAACACUAUCACCAACACGGGUUUUACUCCUGCGACGACGUCGUCUUCGUCUUCCUCCUCGUCUUCGGGGAAGAGGGCGAAGAAGCGUGGCUCGCCGUCGUGUGCGGUGGGUGGCGUCCUCGCUGCCCGCAAUGGGCAUGAAAUGUUGGACGGCCAUGCAGCGCUGCAUGCUGUGUCGGUUGUGGUGCCACCGCCGAUGGAGAACUUGUCGCCGUACUAUUUUGCGGGGUAUCAGCAUCAGCCGCCAGCACCGAACUCAUUUCCGAGUGUAGGAGGAGGAGCGGCAGCAGGUGCUGGUGGAGGAGGACACAGUCAUGUCCACCCUCCGCCGGCGUACCCGCAGGACUUGUCCUCCGCGCAGACGUCGUUCAUUAAUGGCAGUGGACAGGCUGAAGUCGGCGGAUUGUUUGUGGGUGGAUCUGCGCCGUCGCUUGUCAUCUCUGGCCCGUCGGCGACUCGCCACUCGAGUUGUGCCCCUGUGUUCGCCGCUCAAAACGUCAGAGGGGGAGGGAUGGUGAGUUCGAGCGACGUGACGCCGGUGUUGAGUGCAGCGUCGUGGUUGCCACCAGUAGCGAGCACCUCUCCUGGCUCGGGUUCUGGAUCCACCUUCUCCACGGGUUUCUUUUCGCGGUUGAACCCAAACCGAUGGGGUAGCAGUCGUUCUGGAGCUAGUCAUCACCAUCCCCAUCAUCAUCAUUCCGCGCUGCAGCAGCAGAGCAACGGUUCCUCCACUUCCUCUUCUUGUUCGCCGCUUAUUCCGACGGUCGUGGGGGGGAGUAGGCCGGCUGCUUCCACCACUACCACCACCACCACCGGCAUGAUGUCUUCCUCAGCUGCGGCCAGAGCCUUACCGGGUGUUGCUGCGGGUCAACAGCAUCAUCAUGUUAAUAAUCACCAUCAUCAUCCUCCUCCCCACCACCUCCACCACGGUCAUCCCCCUACCCCUCCUCCACCACCUCCCCCUCCACCGCCACCACCAUCGGGACCUGGGGUAGCAUACGCUAACAACGGUUCGUCGUGUGGGACCUCGGGGCUGAAUGCCGUGGCCGCCACGAAAGCCAAGAUCUCCUAUUGGAUCAUGACGCGUGCUCGAGAGCUGGAGAAGGAGUACGAGAUGUUGACAGGAACCGACGGUGUUGAGCAGAAUAAGCAGCAACAGCAGCAGCUGCUGGACCGCGAUGCCGUCUUGCGCGCUUUGGACGGCUUUUGGAAAAGCGGCGUGAACUUCAAGGCGGAAAUUGUCGUUUCGCUGGCCCAGGCGGGAGAUAUCUUGUCGUGGCUGUCGUCGGCAGUGCGGGACUUGAAGGCAGCCAGCACAGAAAACCAGUGCAUUGUGGCGUUGAAGGAAGUGUGCGCCAUUGUGAAAUCCUUCAACAUCUCGCCAUUUGAGAUGACGCACUCGGAGCUGUUGCCUGUUCUUCUCACGUUCUUGACGGCAGAUGAUGAUAGGUGUCACAAACCAGUGGCGGAUCAAAUCCUUUCUGGGUCCGGCAUGGCGGAAAAGGACCACAGGAAUGAGCGGAAGCGGCCUGCACGAGGAGGCGUGACGGUCAAUUGCGGUGCUGGGAGCGUGAGCAUUUCCCUCAUCAACAACAACAACAGCAGCAGCAGCAAUAUGAAUGCGAGAGAGAAGGACCGUGUGGAUGUGACGAAAUGUACGUCAGGCGCAGGUGCUCGAAUGCCGUCGCGAAUGACGCGAAUGCGCAUCUUUGCCCACGUUUUCAUGGGCUGCUCGCUGGAUCCUUUGUCGUCCAAGUCGGCGGAUCGAGAGACGGAGUUACUGUCGUGCCUCGUUCCGAAGCUGAUUGGGUGUCUGCACCAGGCCGAGCAGUUUGCCAUGCGUGUGCACGACUGGCCCGGCUCGAGCAGCCAGCAACGCAUGUCGGGCGCUGCAGCCAUACGCUUUUUCAAUACGCACCAGUUCAAGUGCAAUUUGCAACGACAUCCGGACUGUAGCACGCUGCGCAAAUGGCGCGCCGGGCCCGUGAAAAUUGACCCACUCGCCACCGUGUCGACGGUCGAGCAGUAUAUGGUGUCCAAGGGGUAUGGACGGCAGCGGACUGGCGGCUAUCCGGAAGACGCGGAAGACGGCGGGAACGUGGGCGCGUCGGGCAACAACGACGACGUUGACACGGACGAGGACGCGACGGACGACGAGCUGGACGAGACACUGGCGUCCAUGUCGCAGAGCGGUGCGAGGCACAAGGUGGAGUUCCUCAUCAACGGCCACGUCCUGCCGUUCAACAUGACCAUGUACCAGGCGGUGCGCCAGUACAGCUCUGGCGCCGCGCAGUCCACGGCCUCGGCCAUGUGGUCGUCGCAGCAGAACGCGGCGUACUACUCUUCCGAGACGGACACGGAUUCGGAGACGCCGUUGGGUGGCUCGAAUAUUUGGACGCAGACGCACCUAAUCUACUACCGGCCGCACACGGACCCGGACCCACCGUCGUCGUCUUCAUCAUCCCUACACCCGCAUGCGGCAUCGACGGCGUCGUUGACUUCGGAGCCGCUGCAGUCUAGCGGCUCGGCCGCGGCCAAUGUUGUAGCGGGCUUCUUGUCGGGACGGUGCAACAAGGGAUCCCGGGCUGCAUCAGCCGGCAAGGGGAAGAGUAAGGGCAAGGGAGUCGGGGCUGCCGGUGGUGGUUGUGGAGGAGCCGCGGCGACUGCAGAAGCCCUUUGGCAGGCUGGCGUCGUUGCCGACUACGUUUCUCCGUUGAGUCGUAUCCCCGCCGACGGACGCCUGCCUUCCUACGUGGCUGUGACGGACCCAUCCUUGUCGGUCCUAGCCCUCUUGCGGGCCGUGUAUCUCAUUAAUCGGUACUGGGGUGACCUCUACAAUGUUGGCCACUAUGAACCUGUGAUUUCUCCGAGUGAAUUCAUCAGCAGCAAGUUGACGGCAAAGGCGAAUCGACAGUUGCAGGACCCCCUCGUCAUCAUUACGGGCACUGUGCCGCCCUGGUUGCAUCAGAUUGCGCAGGCCUGUCCGUUUGCGUUUCCGUUCGAGACGCGUCAGUUGCUGUUCUACGCCGUUACCUUUGACCGAGACCGUGCCAUGCAGCGCCUCAUGAAGGUGCAGCCAGAAUUGAGCCAGGGGGAAAGUGCAGACCGAGUGACGCCGCGUCCGGACAAGCGCAAGCGGCGCGUGAACCGCGACGAGUUGCUGAAGCACGCGGAGGCGGUGAUGAACGACCUGGCUGGAUCUCGGGCCUUGUUGGAGAUCGAGUUCGAGCACGAAGUCGGCUUCGGCCUGGGCCCCACUCUGGAAUUUUACACGCUUGUAUCGCGGGAACUCCAGAGGUUCGACUUGGACCUGUGGCGCGGAGACUGUGGGCCAGCCCAGGUGUCUCACGUGGGCCACGGCCAAGCUGGGGCAGGAGGAGGUGGCGGCGGUGGUGUCGGUGGCAGCCUAGGGCUAGGGUCGUCGUCGAGCAGCAAGAAGGACAAGGAAGCGGCGUUGAUCCGCUACGUGGCUGUGCCGGGCGGCAACAGUGGACUCUUCCCGCUGCCGAUGGGCCGGAGCGCCAAGCUGAGUGGGCCAGCGAAGCAGAAGCUGGACCUGCCUCUGAGUGUGCUGGUUUUCAAGUGGCUGCAAGGGGACACGAUGUGUGCCACGACACUGCCGCCGUUGCUGGGUGCGGGAUUGUCGAAUAGCUGUCCAUCGUCCUCUGCGGCGGCGACGUCGUCGUCUUCGUGUGGUGCGGGCUCUAGUGGGGGAGCGGCAUCUCGUGGCAAGCUGAAGGGCUCGUCGUCGAGUAGUUCGGCAACUGCUGGCAAGUAUGUGGUGUCGGCAGACCCGCCGUCCUUCUCAGUGGCGGACAUGGCCAUCCUGGACCCCGACCUGGCCCGCACGUUUUACCAACUGCUGUCUGUGGUGCACCGUAUGGAGCGGCUGGAGGCGAGGAAGCGGGAGCGGAUGGCGGCUGCAGGCGAUCACAACGAGGACGAGUUGGCGGCCGACGAGGCCAUGGACCUGGACGCUGUGGCCGAGCUCGGACUGGACUUUACCCUACCGGGCCACCCGGGCAUUGAGCUGCGCAAGGGUGGCCGGGACAUGGCGGUCACGGCGCAGAAUCUCGGCAAUUAUUUGAAUUUGGUGAAGCAUUGGUGUCUGGUCGAGGGCGUUGGCAGACAGAUGGAGGCGCUGCGAGAGGGAUUCGAGUCGGUGCUGCCGACCAACUGUCUGAGCCUGUUCUUCCCAGAAGAAAUGGAGGUGUUGUGUUGCGGCACGGGCGGCGGACGGUGGGACCUGCGCACGUUGAUGGACUGUUGCCGACCGGACCACGGCUACACGCACGACUCGCGGGCCGUGCGCUGGUUUUUCGAGAUCCUCUCCACGUAUGAUCGGGAUGAGCAGCGUCAGUUUCUGCAAUUUGUCACUGGUUCACCCAGACUGCCGGUGGGAGGUUUCAAGAGUCUCUCUCCGCCCCUGACCAUUGUACGGUCCAUGGGUGUGAACGUGAACGCGGACGACAUGUUGCCGUCGGUCAUGACAUGCGCCAACUACCUGAAGCUGCCGGACUACUCGUCGGCCGACAUCAUGCGUGACAAGUUGCGGCUGGCGGCCUUGGAGGGCCAGUACGCUUUUCAUUUGUCUUGA
This is a messenger RNA of Notodromas monacha, 11985 nucleotides long. Lineage: Eukaryota; Metazoa; Arthropoda; Ostracoda; Podocopida; Cyprididae. The record is from the annotation of a GenBank genome assembly.